AUGGCUCUCACAUACUCAACGAUCCCGCUUCAAGUACAGGGCGUGAACCUUGACAUCGCCACAACCCACAAUUUGAACGGGAAAGCCCCCAUCUUAUUCUUACAUGGCUUUGGCUCUUGUAAGGAAGAUCUGGCCGAUAUAAUCUGCCAAGCAGAGCUGAAAAAUUAUGAUUAUCUCGCUUUUGACGCCCCGGGCUGCGGGCAUUCUAGAAGCGACAAUCUUUCAGCCACAGAUAUCCCUUUCCUUGUCGCGACCACCUUGGAAGUCCUGUCGCAUUUCGGAAUCACCAAAUUCCAUUUGAUCGGCCACUCUAUGGGUGGGCUCACUGCACUUCUCCUUGCUCACCAGUGUCCCGACCGGAUCCUGAGCUUUGUCGACAUUAAAGGCAACCUUGCGCCCGAGGACUGCUUCUUGAGUCGGCAAAUCUUCAACUUCCCUACCGAUGAUCCCCAAGCAUUCCUAGACGCCUUCAUCAUUCGAACUCGCGAGUCAAAGUCCCUUGGUAGCGCAUUGUAUGCGAGUACCUUACGCAUGCGAGUACAAGCUCGCGCUGUCCGUCCGAUUUUCGAAUCUAUGGUGCGACUGUCCGAUAAUGAAGACCUACUCGGAGUGUUCCUGGGGCUGCCAUGUUGCAAAAUGUUCAUGUUUGGAGACGAGAACCGCGGUUUGUCUUACCUAUCGCUGUUAGAAAAAGAAGGCAUGGAGCUAGCACAGAUACCGGGUAGCGGUCAUUUCCCUAUGUACUCAAACCCCGUCGAGAUGUGGCGCCGGAUUGCGGCUUUUUUGAACAGAAUUGUCUGA
Messenger RNA from Penicillium alfredii, 801 nucleotides. RefSeq names its product alpha/beta fold hydrolase. The coding region runs from base 1 to 801 and encodes 266 amino acids. The record is from RefSeq and is a predicted model, not a curated record. NCBI's taxonomy places the organism in Eukaryota, Fungi, Ascomycota, Eurotiomycetes, Eurotiales, Aspergillaceae. The transcript has a single exon.